Messenger RNA from Danio rerio (zebrafish), 11649 nucleotides. The record is from RefSeq and is a predicted model, not a curated record. Lineage: Eukaryota; Metazoa; Chordata; Actinopteri; Cypriniformes; Danionidae.
CGGGCUUUGUGUUGUUGACAACCAUCUGGAGGCACACACACAUCCCUGUUAACAAACGCUAAGCACCGCGAACACACGAAUGUCCUGCACGAUUCAAGACGCGUCCUGGAUAUCAUGGAAACAAGGCGUUAUAUCUUGCAGGAUUCAAUCAGAACUUAAACUACAGAUGACUGGUUGUUGUUCUUAAUAACAUCUGGAUAUGAUUGGUAAAUAAAUCCAUCCAGUGAGCGGAGCUCGAGGCCUUUGAUUCCAGCAGCAGCUUGCACAUCCUCAUCCGCGGUGGUCUCGCGCUUUAAACCGCCGCUGGGCUCUGGAGGCUGGAGCAGCAGAUCGACAACAGAAAAAGCCGCAGCGAGACUGGGCUUUCGCUCAACGCCUCUUUUAUUUCUCUACCGAAUACAGGAUGUAAGCAACGAAGAACUCAAUGCUUUAAAAACAUGGAGACCAAGACUCGGACACUGGUCUCCAUACUGUGAGCAAGUCCAACUUCCCACCUCCUGCAGUUUCUCUAUCAUUUUCUCUCGUGCCCUUUGUGGGUGGAGGAGAAAAUGACUUUUCACAUCCAGACUCUCCUGCUGCCUGUUUUGGUGGUUCUCGUUCCUGCUGUCUGGGCAGGAGACUGUAAGGGCCAAAGACAGGUUUUGCGGGCAGUCCCGGGAUACGUCACAGAUGGGCCAGGAAACUACUCUGUGAAUGGGAACUGCGAGUGGCUUAUCAUGGCUCCUAGCAGGAACCAUCGCAUCGUGCUUAACUUCAUGUUUAUCGACACAGAGUGCACCUAUGACUAUUUGUUCGUCUACGAUGGAGAUUCCUACCAGAGCCCUCUACUGGCAAGUUUAAGUGGGAAAACGCUACCACAGCCAAUCGAGGCCAAGUCUGGGAAGAUGCUGCUCCACCUCUUCAGUGAUGCCAACUACAACCUGCUGGGUUUCAAUGCCACCUAUACAUUCUCAGUUUGCCCUGGGGACUGUAGUGGUCAUGGACGGUGUGACGUGGCUACUGCCCGCUGUCAGUGCCAGCAGGGGUGGGGAGGAUUGGACUGCAAUACCCCUCUCUGCUCUCAGGCCUGCACACAACGUGGUCAUGGUAUCUGUGAUAAGAGAGGUCUGAAGUGUAUCUGCAGCUCUGGUUUUGUGGGACAGGACUGUCAGCUGGGUCUUCGUGACAACAGUGGCGCGGGACAAUGGUGGGAGGUGAGCUCAGGUGAUGUUAAAGCAGCGCCUCGCACCUCUUCUGCUGGGGUUUACCUCGCUUCCACUGGAGCCAUGUACAUGUUCGGAGGGUUUGAUCUGAAUAGAGCACUGGAGGACCUUGUUGUUUACAAUUUUUCAACCAACAGUUGGGAACAGAUGACAUUCUCGCAUAGUCCAGCUCCUCGACAUUCCCACACAGCAGUGGAAUGGCAAGGCAGCAUGGUUAUAUAUGGCGGUGAGCUUGCUAAUCAUUCUUUGGCUAGUGAUGUCUGGAUAUACCGUCCACAACAGAAUGAAUGGCAGCAGUUGGGCCUAUCAGAUGCUCCAGGGGCACCCAGACUAGCCAACCAUGCAGCAGCGAUAGUAGACCACUAUCUCUAUGUUUUUGGGGGGAGAACAGAGGAGGACAUGUUUUCCUCAUCACUGUACCGUUUCCGGUUGAGGAAUGGAGUGUGGGAGGCAGUUCAGCCUACAGGCGGAAAACCACCUGCUACUGCAGGACACAGCAUGAUCUACCAUUCCCCUUCCAAAACUCUGCUGGUGUAUGGAGGACACAGACCUACCACUGCUAGGUUCAGUGUGCGUGUGAACUCGACUGAUGCUUUCCAUGUUGAGAAGCGGUUUUGGACUUCCUUUCGCUCACGUUUUCCUGCCAAUGGCCCUAGGGAGAGAGCAUUCCACUCUGCCACAGUCAUCGGCAACUACAUGGUGGUGUACGGAGGGAAUGUGCAUAUCCACUACACUGAAGAGAAGUGCUACGACGAGGAGAUCUUUUUCUAUCAUCUUGGUUGCCAUCAGUGGGUGUCUGUUGGAGAUAGCCUCGGUCAGCGAGGUGUUUCAGUGAGGGGCCGAUACUCCCAUGUUGCUGCAGUCAUGGAGGGCCGUGUGUUGUUAGUUGCUGGCGGCUACAGUGGAAUUGCUCGUGGCGACCUUGUGGCAUAUAAAGUACCAUUGUUUGUAAGCAGUGACCCAGGAGACAGGGACAGUGUGUGUGCUGAAGCUCCAAGUGAAAGCUUGUGCCUGAAGAAUCCGGAGUGUAGUUGGUGCGAAGGUCGCUGUCGGGAAUACCAGCCCACUGACCCGUGUGGCAGCACCGGAUGUCUGGGUCUGGCUCGUUUCCUGUCAGACUGCCAGUCGUGUCUGGUGUUCAGUGGAGUGCCAAACUCUCUGCCACGGGUUUCUGGGGAAUUCGGCUGGUGUGUGCAGAAUGAGUCCUGCUUGCCAGUUUCAGAGCACAGUGCAUGCCGCGUGGACCAGAUCUCUGGGGCGUACGGCUGGUGGGGGGAGCGCACGCGUUUCCUCACCUCCCUCCCCUUCUGUCGCACCGAGAACUAUGUCCCGGGACUGCACCUGCUCACCUUCCAGCAUCCACGCAAUCAAUCACAGCCUGACAAGGUGUCUAUCCUGCGCAGUACCUCCAUCAUUCUCAAUCCCUCUACAGAGAUGGAUGUGACGCUGCAGUUUCGGGGCUUCAUUCACCCAUUAUGGAGCUCCCCUCCUCAUCAGGAAACUGUGGCCAUGUGGGCUCGAAUCCAGAAGCUCCACUUUACUGCUCAGAUGGCAGCCGGACCAAACUCUCUUCAACUGACGGAUGUGCUGGGCCGGUGGUCUGCUCAGGAGGAGAAGGAUAUCCAUAAGCUUUCCCGGUCGGAUGGUUCCCGUCUCUUCCAGAAUCUUACACGAGGAAACUGGUACCUGAUCCAGGCAGAGGGUUACCUCAAUAACUCUGCAUCUGGACAGACUAGUGAGAUGGCUCUAACCUGGAACAGAACAGGUUUACCUGGAGGCAGCGAGAUCUCUUUCCUGUUCCUCGAACCCUUCCGUUCCAACUCCUGCUCCGAAUACCGCUCGUGUCUGGCCUGUCUGUCAGAUCAGUCGUGCGGCUGGUGUCCCACCGUGAACCUGUGUUUUCUACGCUCAGACAUCAAUCAGCAGCCCUGUAUUGACCCUCAGGGGGAAGAGCGCCACCUACUGCUCAACCCUCUGCAUUGCACACUGUGUGAGGAAUAUAGAGACUGUGCCGCUUGCACUCAGGACCCCUACUGUGAGUGGCAGAUCAACUCCAGCAAGAAGGGAGAUUAUCUGUGCAGCCGCCGUGGGAGAUUAGAGGGGUCUAUCCGGGAACCAGGAGGGUGUCCCAAUGUUUGCAACCAGAGGCUGACGUGUGGAGAAUGUUUGUCUAACUCCAGUCAGUGUGCAUGGUGUGAAUCUGCUCAGUCCUGUUUCUACUUUGCUGCAUACCUCACAAAGUUCCCUUAUGGAGAGUGCAGGGACUGGUAUGACAGUGUUCAUUCUGUUCCUCAGUGUAAGCAAUGCACUGCUCUCACAACCUGUUCAGAGUGUUUGCAGACGUUUCAGUGUGGCUGGUGCGGAGACUACAGCAACCCCACUAUUGGCAGGUGUUUGAGAGGUGACUGGGGUGGGAUGAAUGACCACUCUGCUGUAAACUGUAGUACAGCUGUAGCUGAAGUGAAAGCCACCAGCCCUGAGCCUCAAACAUUAUCACCCCCUCGGCUGAUGGAGCUGGAGAUGGAUUUGGAGAUGGAGCAGCUGGAAGGGAUGGAAGGAGAUGGAGAUGCUGUUUGGUCCUACCCGUCCUGUCCAGAUGUGGAAGAGUGUCGCUUGGGUUUGCACACCUGCCAUCCGUCUGCGACCUGCGUCAACACCCCAACCUCCUAUGAGUGUCACUGUGAGAGGGGCUUCACAGGAGACGGAGUGCACCACUGCAACCAGACAUGUUAUAAUGAGUGCCGUCAGGGCCGGUGCAGUGGGAGUCCUCUGUUUGAGUGCGAGUGUUCUUUGGGUUGGACUUCAGACCCAGCCACUCUGGUUCUGAGUGGAGUGGAGUGUGACGUGGAUUGCGGCUGUAACUUUCACAGCACAUGUAUUACAGCACCAGGGAUCUGUGACCAGUGCCAAGACUGGACAACAGGGCCUCACUGUGAGCACUGCAAGCCUGGUAGUUUUGGCUCUGCUUUGGCUCGGGGUGAUGGCUGUGUUCCCUGUCAGUGCAAUGGCCACGGUGACCCUCUACAAGGAUUCUGCCAUAACCAGACUGGCCAGUGCUACUGUACCCACCACACCCAAGGCCCACACUGUGAGUCCUGCCUGCCUGGAUACUACGGAGACCCCAGGGACAACGGCACCUGUUUCAGUCAGUGUCAAGGCCGCUCUGUUCUGCUGUCCUCCUCUGUACCCCUGUCUCUCUCUUCCUCUCUGGGAUGGCAUGGUGCAGUGGGUGGCCAUGGUGGAGUGGGUGGCCAUGGUGGACUCUCUCAUUGCCUGUGGGUCCUCUCUGUCUCUCAGGAUUUGGCACCAUGCAUGCCAGGGCAGUCAUGCCCACCCGUGGCCCUGACCUGGCACCCAGAUUCACACACACAUUGCACAAACUCCUAUGUUUAUGUAUUUGACGGCUUGCCACGAUUCCUCAGCAAUGGUGUUGUUCACUCCCAUCACAACCUUAUUGGAGCAUUCUGCGGCACAACAAGAAUGGAGCCAAUCACUGUUGAGGCGACAUCAGGGGUGGUGUCUGUGUAUUUUGAGGCAAACGUCACCUCGGGACGUGCUCAGGGUUUUAACGCCUCAUUCUGGGUGAAGCGAUGUGGAAAUGGUAGCACUGAUGAGGGAACAGUCAUCUCAGCCGAGUGCCAGGCAGGAGCUCAGUGUAUAAACGGCCUCUGUGAGUGUCCCCAUGGUUUAGGUGGUCCACAGUGUGACCGUCCAGUCUGCCCUGGGAGUUGUGGGGCAGAGGAAGGACGAGGCACCUGCAACAUGAACCUUGGCCUGUGCGUGUGCACUGAAGGCUGGGCUGGAUCAGACUGUUCUUCCAUUUCAGACACGGACAGCCUCGUUUGGGAAACGCUGCUUGACACUCAACUCUCUGUGAAUAAGGCACACAGGUUCCUCCGGAGGAUGGGUCACUCCCUUAUGUCCAGCCCACAGGGCACACUUUGGAUGUAUGGAGGGCUCUCACUCUCAGAGGGCAUUUUGGGAAAUGUUUACAGGUAUUCUGUGGCUGAUCGUCGCUGGACUGAAGUGUUGACCAGUUCAGUGGAGGAAAGUUCAAUGCCUCUGCCCCGAUACCACCAUGCAUCUGCUUUGGUUUAUUAUCAAUUCCCGAUUUCUGGCUCUCACUCAGCCACUCGCAAUUUGAUGUUUGUGGUUGGUGGGGUCACAAAGGAGGGUGUUGCGAAUGACACUUGGUGUUUGAACCUCGACAGUCAGGAGUGGAAGCAGUAUAAGAGCUCAGUGCUGCCCCCUGUAGCCGGACACACUCUGACUGUUCGAAAAGGAUCAUCUGUGCUGCUGAUUGGAGGUUAUUCUCCAGAGAAUGGCUUUAACCAUCAUUUGCUGGAGUUCAGCCCACAAUCUGGAAAUUGGACUAUAGCCUUGCACACUGGCACACCCCCUACAGGUCUUUAUGGCCACUCAGCUGUGUAUCAUGAACAAACUGAUGCUGUGUACGUUUUUGGUGGUUACCGUUUCCAUGUUGAAGCUGUAGAACCUUCUGGAGAACUUUACAGUCUUUAUUACCCCAAUCUUACUUGGUCCUUACUGGUGCCUUCACAAGGAAACAAGCCUCUCUCUCGUUUCUUUCAUGCAGCAGCUUUAGUGAAGGACACAAUGGUAAUUGUAGGAGGCAGGACAGGAGAAGAGGAUUACAGCAAUACAGUUUCUCUCUAUCAGAUCAACUGUAACACAUGGAUACAGCCAGUGUCCUCGGUGGGAGAACCUGUAAACAGCUCUGUUUCUUUGGCCAUGACUGUUUGGGGUGAUCGUCUGUUCCUGUCUGGAGGUUUCAAUGGCGUGACACUUGGGCGGUUUUUGACCCUUUCUUUGCCCAGUGACCCCUGCAUACUGCUGCCCACCCCUGAGGCCUGUAACAGCAGCACCGGCAGCUGUGUUUGGUGCAGAGGCACCUGUGCUUCAUCAGACGCCGCAGAAAGAUUGGGUUGUACUCUUGGUCUGUCUACCUGUUCUCCUACUCCUCGUUCACCUGAUCAGUGCCGCAGACUCAAAACCUGCAGCGAGUGUUUGGCCCGUCAUCCUAAAACAUUUUCCAGCCCUGUGCAGUCUGCUCUGCAAUGUAAGUGGUGCACAAACUGUCCUGAGGGAGCAUGUAUCAGCAGUUCCGUAAGCUGUACAUCAGAGCAUGACUGCAGGAUAAACCAGAGAGAGAUCUUCCUGUCCAGCAACUGCACAGAGACCAGCUGUGAGGCGUCCGACUGCCCCAAAUGCACAGCUUCCGGGAAAUGCAUGUGGACACGCCAGUUCAAACGCACAGGUGAGACCAGACGCAUCCUGAGUGUGAACCCAACAUACGACUGGACGUGUUUCAGCUACGCGUUGCUUAAUGUGUCUCCUAUGCAAGUGGAGUCCUCUCCACCAAUGCCUUGCCCAGAACCCUGUCAUGAAAUCAAAACCUGCAGUCAGUGUUUAAGCUCCCGUGGCUCUGAUGGAGGCUGGCAGCGUUGUGUAUGGAGCAUGGCAUUGCAGCAGUGCAUGAGUCCCUCAUUUGUUCCAUUGCGCUGUGAGGCGGGUCAGUGUGGCCGUUUGCUCUCGGAUGAAGAUUCCUGCUCUCCUCAGUGCUUUCAGCUCACUCAGUGCUCACAGUGCAUUUCCAGGCCACAGUGUGGCUGGUGUGCUGGCCGUGGUGGUAAUGGUUCAGGCCGCUGUCUGCAGGGAGGACUCAAUGGUGUGAGUGAGGCUUUGUGCCCCCAGUGGAACAGCAGCUGGUCUUUCCUGCACUGCCCAGAAGAGGACGAGUGUUCCAAUGGACACCACCACUGCAAUGUCACUCAAGACUGUCAUGAUCUGCCUGAAGGUUACCACUGCACUUGCAGACAGGGCUACGUGCUCAGCAGUGUUUCGGGUCAGUGUGAGCCAGUCUGCGCUCAGGGCUGUGUUAAUGGGACCUGUAUAUCUCCAGGAAUCUGUCAGUGCCACUUUGGGUUUGUUGGGGAGAACUGCUCCUCUCAGUGUCGAUGUAACAAACACAGUAACUGUAAAAGCAUCUCUCAGCUGGACACCUGUCUAGAGUGCAAGAAUAACACUAAGGGUCAACACUGUGAUAAGUGUAAGCCAUUGUUUGUGGGCUCAGCAAUGGGAGGUGGGAUGUGUCGCCCCUGUCGUGAGUUUUGCAGAGGAAACAGUGACAUAUGUCUAUCCAAGGAUGAGCAUAACAAGGCAAUGGAGAAUCCUAAAGAUUACCCAUUAGACCGUGAGAGUAUUGAACAAUGGGCAACAGAGGGCCCUACUGAAGACCAUGCUGUGUGUGUGAGCUGUCAGAACAACAGCGUGGGAGAUAAGUGUGAGAGCUGCCUCAGCGGCUACUUCCUGCUGCAAGGGAAGUGUGAGAAAUGUCAGUGCAACGGGCAUGCAGACACCUGUAAUGAACAUGAUGGCACUGGCUGUCCCUGCCAAAACAACACUGAAACCUCAUCCUGUCUGAGCAGCCCACAGAAUGACCGAAAGGAGUGUUACAGACAACAGUGCGCCAAGUGCAAAGAGUCAUUCAAUGGAAAUCCAGUGAAUGGGAGACAGUGCUACCGGCAGUUCAACGUGGACAGCGAGUGCUGCUUCGACCCCACAUCACAGGUCAACUGCUUCCAUGAGCCCAACAUCCGCAAUCUGCUGAGGGGCCGCACAGUGUUCUUUUCAGCUCAGCCCAAGUUUACUAACGUGGAUAUUCGCGUCACCAUUGAUGUUACAUUUGGGGAAGUUGAGGUCUACGUCUCCAACUCGCAUGAUACCUUCAUUGUGCAGGUAGACCGCCAAAGCGGUGUGCAUACCAUCAAGAUUGAGGAUGAAGCCACCUCCGCCACAGCUUCCCGAGGUGAAAAGGAGGUACCUCUCGCCCCGCCGUCGCCCAUGAAGGUGUUUGCUAACUCCUCUUCUGCCUUACUUGGCACACUGUCCGCAAAGUUGCAAGGUUCAGAGCGUGAGGUGCGGGAAGAACGAGCCGAAGGUCUCAUAACCUACAUCACUGUGUGGAAGCCGCAAACAGUGCUGAUCGUACGCGGAGUGCGGGACAGAGUGGUCAUCACCUUCCCUCACGAAGUGCACUCGCUCAAGUCCAGCCGUUUCUUUAUUGCCCUGCGCGGAGUAGGCACAGAAACUCAUAAUGGAGAAUCUCAAGGCCUCCUCUUUCUACGACAGGACCAAGCCCACAUUGACCUCUUCGUCUUUUUCUCUGUCUUCUUCUCCUGCUUUUUCCUCUUCCUGUCGGUCUGCGUGUUACUCUGGAAAGUAAAGCAGUUCUUGGAUUUCCGUCGCGAGCAGCGGCGCCACAUUCAAGAAAUGACCAAGAUGGCCUCUCGUCCAUUUGCAAAACUUACUGUCUACCUGGAGCCAGAGGAGCCACAGUUAGUUUACUUGCCCUCAGCUGGAGGGGGCAGCGCAGUGUCUCUGGCCCACGUCCGAACAGGCAAGCUUGGUGGGAUGGUAAUGGGCCAGAGGGGGCGACCUGGGGCUCUGUCCUACAAACACGACCCUGGCACAGGCACUGCCACUCAUCAUCACCACCAUCUGGCUCUGAGUGGAGGCAACAACGGGCAGCACCUGCCUCUGCACUACCUAAACGCUCACCACUACGCACCCAGCUCCACCGCCAACCCAACCUCACAUCACCAACACCAUUAUCCGUCCUCGCAUGGCAGCUACCAGCAUUUCUGCCGCUCCGACCCUUUCCUAUCUCAACUCAUGGGUUUCUCAUACUCAUCCUUCAAAGUUGGGCCAAUCACUCUGGAACCCACAGACGACGGGAUGGCAGGGGUAGCCACAGUGCUCAUACAGCUACCAGGAGGCAUCCUUGCACCAAAUCGGGCCUGUUUAGGUUCUGCACUUGUUACUUUGCGGCAGAAUUUGCAGGAGUACUGUGGACACGGUGGAGCAGGAACGCAUCCUGGUGCCGGCGGUGGCCGAAAAGGCUUGCUGGGCCACCAACAUCUUACAACCAUGGCCAUGUAAUAAGAUGGGAAUUGAGUGGGAGAAAUAGACUGAAAAGGAAAAAACUAUCAAGGGAGAUUUUCAGAGUUAAGAACAGAAAGGGCAAAGGAAGUUGUGAAGCUUUUAAAGGGAUAGACCACCCAAAAAGUUAAAAAUGUUUUCAUCAUUUACACAUUUACAAUUUUUUUUCAAUGCAGAUAAGUUCAAUGAGGUCCAAAAUCAAACACCAAUGGAUCCCACUGACAUCAGCUGUUUAAGCAAAAAAGCACUGAGACAUUUUAAGAAGUAUCUUAAACUACAAGAGGGUGCGUAAACGAUGACACCAUUUUAAAGGUAUAGUUUACCCACAAAAUAUGAAAAUUCUGUAAUUAUUUAUUUAUCUUUUACUAGCAUUCACUAUUUGUCAACACAACAAAAGAAAUGAUGAGAAAGGUCGAAAACCAGUGGCCAUUGACUUCCACAGUUUUUUUUCUUACUAUGGAUGUCAAUGGGAAUUGAAUAAGCUAAAUUGUCCAUAGUGUAUGUGUGUGAAUGCAAGAGUGUAUGGGUGUUUCCCAGUACUGGGUUGCUGCAUAAAAAAAGUCCUGGAUAAGUUAGCGGUUCAUUCUGCUGUGGCGAUCCCUGAUUAAUAAAGGCACUAAGCCAAAAAGAAAAUGAAUAAAUGGAUGUCAAUGGCUACUGGUUUGCAGUACUCUUAAAAGAAAUCUUCUUACAAGUUCAACAACAACAAAAAAAGAAAUUAUUAAAUGUUUUCCACCAUAUGAGGGGUUGUAAAUGCUGAGUAAAAUUGGAUGUUUGGGUGAGCUACUCCUUUAAGGGUGAAAAUCCUUUUAUUUUUGUUUGUUACUAAAGGGAUGUAUUUAUUUUACAGAAGAGGAAAAAGAAGAAUCAUAGGAAUUGUGAUAUGUACAUAUACUGUAAUUAAGUAUUAGAUGUUGUUUACUUGUUUAUCACUCCUAAAAAGCUCCAUAUUGACUUAAGGCAGCAACCUUUAUGCAAUGCACUACUUGUAUAUCCAUGCUUUGUUGCUGCGUUCUUUGUCUUACAUACACUACUGAAACCAGCUGGACAAGACGACGAUAACUACAGCAUGACAUAUCACCUGAAACGUCAAAACGUCGACUUUGCAGCUGAACCAAUGUGCUUUAUAUCCUCAUGUGACAAUCUGAACUGCCAUCCAAACCAAGAGACGGUGCAACGUGUCCGCUUGAAUGUGCAAAACUUUGAUUGUCUGCAAAAAAGAAAUGGGGACAGAUGAUGUUAAAAAAAAUAGUUGUAAUGCUUUUGUUACUGGUAUUUUGUCAUGGCUGUGAUUAGUUGAAGCUUCCUGUAAUAUAACAGAUUGAAUCUAGUCAAUAGGUCUUGUUCAUGUUGAGCCAUUGGCUUAUUUUUAUACAUAUUCAUUCAGACUGAAGAUGCAUUUCAGACUAUCGAUUUGAUGGUUUACGGUUACACGUCCUUUGUUUGCAUUGAUGACAUGCCUUUACUCACUUUGCCUUGAACCGGACGUUGUUACAACCUUGUGACUGAAUCCUCACUCUUUUUGUAUUCGAUUUAGGAUUGGAGUUCUAUGAGUUCAGGCUGUUAUCUUAAGUAAUGCAGGUGUGUGUGUGUGUGUGUGUUAAUGUGAAGGAAUAAGCUGAUUAACAAGGGCCCAGAAAACAUCCAUGUUAUUCACAUUGUGUAGGGAAUGAAGGAUAACUUUUUUUCUUUGCUUUAUUUCUGUUCCCUCCUUACACUGAUUUAGUUUAACCAAAAGGUAAAAAGGAUUUAUAAAUAAUGUGUUCAAUAUUUAACUAGUGAUCGAUGAAAUUCAGUUUCCUAUUUUAUUUCACCGAAGGGUCAUGUUCAGCCAGAUUCAUAGAAGAUCUGUUGAACAAAGUGCAAUGCAAAUUUUAAACGUAUAGAAACGCUAUAGUAUGCUCCUGGUGAGACACUAUAAGGUGAUGAAAUGAAGAGAGGAAAUCACUGAAAACACUACAGUUAGCCUUCUAUCUGUAUGAUGUUUUAUGGAGUUUGUUACAGUAUUGCCAUUAAUAUGGAGUUUCCGUUUUACUUGUUUUUUCUGAAGAUGGACUGUUAUUUUCUGAGCAUAAUUUGACGUAUUUAUGUAGGCUGAUGUAGAAAUCUACAUUUCUCUUAUUUUUUGACAAUUAAAGUUCUCAUGAAUUAUAAAAUAUUACGAAAAAUGUUCAUUUGACAUUGAUUAUUUAAUGUAAAUAACAUAACAGGAGAAGCCAUAUGUUUAUCUCGGGUGACACUCCAGAGGGAAAAAAAGCUAUUGCAAACUGAUGGUUGGUUACUUUGUUGCAUUAAAUCAAGAACAAGGGAUUGUGAUGUAAAUUAAGCGAAAGACCAAAAUGGAUUUGAGUUUGACUAUGGUGAAAAAGCUUUGUUCUGUUCAGACAUUUUCAAAUGCUUUUACAGUCUUUUUUUCUGUGAUUGACGCACAUGCCUUUGAUGCUUAACAGAAGUUUGUCCAUAAUAAAAUAUCAUCCAUUAAUGGUUA